AUGGCGUCUUUGUUAAGUGUUGUGUGUUGUGCUGUGGUCAUCAGUUUUGUAUAUUUAGAUGUGAAUGGACACGUUGCUUUGACAUAUCCUCCGGCCAGGAGAUACGAUUUGGACUUUCUCGAUAAUUCUAGAACAAAACCGCCAUGUGGAAUGCCAAAGGGGUCAUUAAAGACAUCAUUUUUAGCUGGAUCAACAUUUACAGUACAUUGGCAUUUGGCAUACGCUCAUCGAGGUGGAUUCAGUUUGAGGAUAUUAGAUGAUUUGGAAAGACCACUUUUGGAUUUGACGCCAAGAGCAGGUGGCACCGAGUUUGUUCGAGAUGAUGUUACGGCGCAGAAAUACGAGGUGCGACUCCCAAGCGACUUCACCUGUGAGAAUUGCACGCUGCAGCUCCAGCGGGAGGCUGGCGAAUGGGGCGCCAACUACAGGUUUUGGUCUUGUGCUGACAUCGAUAUAGUACAGCGUAAGGAAUACCACGAAACGUGCUCCGGCCACGGUUUCUUCAUUCUGGGUAGGUGCAAAUGCCACAAGAUGUACUCCGGCCAAAAGUGUCAGUUCAGUGACGAAUGCUCAGAGGACAGCGACUGCGGGCUGAGGGGUAAAUGCGUUGAUGUCAACGCGACCGAGUCACCGACCAAGAUGUGCUACUGUCCGUUUGGGUUCUACGGCAAGGGGUGUAAUAAGAAGGGACCAUGGAAAGACAAGAAGGUGAACCUGGGACUGUACAGCAAACGUGAGCUGUCAAAAGAAUUCAACUUGUACUGGAGGGUCCUAAAGGAGAACGCCGAGUUAGAGGUCAUUAUGAUGGUCAAUGGCACUUCUUAUGCGGGUAUAGGUUGGCGUCCAAGUGGCUUGACUAAAGAGUGCAAGCACUUCCCAGUGCUAGGACCCCCCAUGACUAAUAAAACAAAUACACCAAAACCAGAACCGCUUCCGGAACCUGAACCUAAAGCAGAGCCCGAACCUAAAGCAGAACCCGAACCUAAUGCAGAACCAGAACCAAAACCGGAACCGGAACCAAAAGCGGAUUCUGAACCAAAAGCGGAACCGCAACCCAACCCAGAACCAAAAGCUGAACCCGAAUCUUCCCCAGAACCGAAAGCCGAACCGGAACCAUCUCCAGAACCUAAACCAGAAUCGGAAGUAACGACUCAAGCGCCUACAUAUGAUAAUAGAAAUAAGAGAGUCGCAAUGCACUCUUUUGACGGAUUCGAUUUAAAGAAUUUAGGCAACGAUGUUACUGUGAAAACUAGUGUGUCGUACAAAGUGUCCAGUUCUAAAGGUCGUAAAAAGCGUGCUGUAAACGACACAAAUUUGGACACUACGACUGCUAUUUUAUCCCAUAACCACACUGUAGGAUCCAAUACAGAUGCCAUUAAUGCCCAAAACCCCACUAGUGAAACACCCAAAGCCAAACAUGCUGCAAAACCAAAGUGGAAACCAAAGUCCAAACAAUCAACUACUACUACUACAACCACAACACCUACUCCUGAACCUAAUAUCGAAACAACAUUAAAACCCGAACCUACACCUGAACCCAAAUCCGAACCUGAACCCACUGGGGAACCUGAACCUAAGUCUGAGCCAGAACCAACUUCUAAAUCCAAAUAUGAGCCUGAACCAACGUCAGAGCCUGAACCCGCUUCUGAACCCGAACCAAAAUCUGAACCCGAACCAAAUUCUGAACCCGAACCCUUAGCAGAACCUGAACCCAAACCGACCGCAGAGCCUAAAUCUGAACCUGAACCUACUGGGGAACAAAAUGCCGAACCAGAACCAAAGUCUAAACUCCAACCGAUUCCAGAACCAAACACGGCAACGGAAUUUAAGUCUAAAUCCAUUUCUAAGUAUCUCUCUUCAUCACAAUUUAGAACAAAGGCUAAAUCUUUAACUUAUCCAAAUUCCGAAUUGGAGCCUCAACCGGAACCUAAAGCCGAAGCGGAACCUUCACCUGACCCCGAAUCGUUGCCCGAACCAUCUCCUGAACCUAAACCAGAACCCAAUUCCGAACCAGAACCUAAAUCUGAACCAAAACCCAAUUCCGAACCAGAACCUAAAUCAGAACCAGAACCCAAAUCCGAACCAGAACCUAAAUCUGAACCUGAACCCAAAUCCGAACCAGAACCAAAAUCCGAACCAGAACCUAAAUCUGAACCUGAACCCAAAUCCGAACCAGAACCUAAAUCUGAACCAGAACCCAAAUCUGAACCAAAGCCAAAAUCCGAACCAGAACCCAAAUCGGCACCAGAACCUAAAUCCGAACCAGAACCCGAAUCCGAACCAGAACCGAAAUCCGAACCAGAACCCAAAUCCGAACCAGAACCCAAAUCCGAACCAGAGCCUAAAUCCGAACCAGAACCCAAAUCCGAACCAGAACCCAAAUCCGAACCAGAACCCAAAUCUGAACCGGAACCAAAUUCGGUACCGGAGCCAGCCUCGGAACCCAUUCCUGAACCCGAAUCGUCCCCUGAACCCCACGCAGAAUUGGAACCUGCGACAUUACUAGUGAAGGGACUUACAGAAGAAGCAGGCUACUUCCCCGCACACGAAUAUGUGCCGAAAUACGACUUCAACCCUAUGGACUGUACUGACAUCGUCAUUGGAACCGCUAAGGGCAAUUAUCAUAGAGUGCUGGAUUAUUACACUAGGGACAGAUCGACUCCGCGCGUGGACACCUUCUGGGGAGGACACGACGAUAUCACGGCUGCUUCUGGUUUCGAAGAGAACGGAGUUACCACUAUUAUGUUCAGGCGAAAGAUUAAGGCCACAGAACCCACGGACCAUUCAAUCGUAGACGACACAAUGCACGUCAUCUGGGCUCGGGGCCAAGAGACGGGCAAGUACGUGCACUCUCCCCCGUCAGGCAUCGAACGCGGGACAGCUGGUACAGGCGACUUCUACCGCCCUGAUGAGCUGAAGUAUCACGGUCAUGGCAGUCAAAGAGGAGUUGCCAGCAUUAACUUCUUUGAAGAAAACAAAGUAUCAAUCUCGGGCGAUGUCCAGCCCUUGAAGGAUUCGUGCGGCGGCGAGUGGCGGCUGCCCGCGCGCUGCGACUGGUCCGGCCGCGACAACAACACGUGCGACUACGUGGCCUCCUGGGAGUACCUCGGCCAGAGGCGGGGGAAGGACUCCGUCCGGUUCACCAUCACCACCAGGCAAAGCAAGUACUGGACCGGGAUCGGGUUCAGCGAUAACAAGAAAAUGUCUCAGUCGGACGCUAUCAUAGGGUGGGUGGACUCCAGGACCGGUCGUCCCUUCAUCAUGGACACUUGGGUGUCGGGCUACUCCGCGCCCAGGGUCGACCAGCGACAGGACCUCAGCAAGGAGACCGGUAGUCUGGUGGAUGGAGUCACCACUCUUAGCUUUGUGAGGAAGAGGGACACCGGUGAUCAGAAGGAUUUGGCAUUCACGGACAACCAAUGUCUGUACAUGAUGUUCAUAACCCAAGGUGGAACAUUCGACCCGAUGAACAAACGAACAAGCAAACACAUGGUCACCCCCAUCGUCACUGAUGAGAGGGUUUGCAUUAAGCCUUGUGGACCAGAACCUACCGAUGAAGAAUUAGCAACGGAGCCGGUGAUCCCGGGCGAGACGGCCUACACCGUGAGGAUCCGCCUCACCGGCCUCGCCGACAGCUACAAGCCGCCCGCGCCCGGCAGCAAGGACUUCGAAGACCUCAGCCGCCAGCUCGUCGACAGCUUCGCCUCGCUCAUCUCCAGGAACAAGGGCUACCACGGACUUGUCGUCAACGGGUUCAUGCAGAACGAGACAAAGGCCAUCAUCGCCGACCUGACCCUCAAAUCUAUAGAAUCCAACACCAUAGAAGGUUCUACAGGCCGAGCUUUAGACUCUACUCCAGUUAACGUCACAGAAGGAGAACAAGAGAGUGGGGCAGACCGUUGGGAGAAAGUUGUGAAAGAAACCCUAGCUUUAGGGAAGGUGGGCAAUCUUAAUGUGGAUCCUGAGUUCCUGGUUUUCGUACCUCAAAGCUUGGUGUCUAACCGAGGUAAUAAUGAAGAGUCAGGUAACGCUCGGUCGUUCUUCGGUCUGGCGGAGACCAAGCUGUGGGUGGUGGUGGCCUGCGUCGUGGCGCUGCUGCUGGUGGCGCUGCUGCAGGCUGGCUGCACGCUCUACCGGACCAACAACACCACCGUCAAGACCAAGGAGCAACUGAUCCCGAACUCUGCAUGGAAGGACUACUCGUCCGCCAACACGAACUACGCCUUCUCCCCGUUCGAGAACGAGGAGAAAUAUAACAGCACGGCGUCCACCGCCCCCCUCCGCGCGCGCUCCGCCCCCCUGCGGCCCAGUGACCCCCCACCGCCGCGUCCCGCCAGCGCCAUGUCAAGGGGCGGCCGGGCCACCCCCAAGUCGAACGGAGCUAACGGAUCUCAGGGGGCCAACGGCUCGCAAGGAGUGAACGGCUCCCACUCGAACGGGCGCCUCACGCCCAAGCACCAGAACAGCGCCGCGCAGUACUACCACGACACCAGGUCCCUGCAGCGGCCCAGGCACGCCACGUCCCAGGGACCGCCGCAGCCACCCUACGGUGCGAGUGGCGGGUUCGGCGCGCGAGCGGACCGCGCCGCGUACUCACUGCCGCGCGGACGCGCCGAGGGCCCGCGCGGCUCCAACCCUGACUUCUACUUCAUGCCGUCGCAGCGCAAGUACGAAGGUGAAGUUGUUAGGGUUUACGUCAACUAUAACGAUCGGAAACAACAGGGGCUGCAGUAG
Molecule: messenger RNA, 4734 nt
Organism: Arctia plantaginis
Lineage: Eukaryota; Metazoa; Arthropoda; Insecta; Lepidoptera; Erebidae
Source: the annotation of a GenBank genome assembly